GGAUUUACAGUUUCGCGGGUUCAUUAAAAACACCGUAAAACUAGCAUAUUGUGAAGAUUUCAUGACAAUUUUCUAGUUUGAUCUCUGUUCUAGGAUAAAGGGAUGAAAAAUGGAUCUGCUGAUAAGAGUUCUAAAUUUAAUUCCAAAAAUAUACGACAUUCUGACAAGCUGAUACAUAUAAAUCCACCACAGAUCCAUUUUUCGGCCUAUGUCACUGGAGGACUGAAGAAACUAUUCACUAAGAUAACAUCCCAUGAUGCAUCAGUUCUUCCUUUGUAUGAGUACGGGCAGUUUACAGAUAUCCACGGCCAUUUCGUUCCAGAGAAGAACACUUUGUUAGCCUCUCGCUACCGAGUCCAGAGUAAGGUGUCCCCGAGGACGCGCGGACAGUCAUCCGUACAGAUCUUCGCAAAGGAUGAGUUUAACUCAGACUCCCUGGUGGUGAUCAAGAUACUCCACAAAAGCUGGGGGCACCUGGCUUAUCAGGAGAUCCACUUCCUGUGGUCCCUUAAGGUGGCUGACCCCUACAAGGCCUCCAGAGUCGUCCAGUUACUGAAUUUUUUUGAGCUGGACGACCACUUCUGCCUUGUGUUUGAGCCCCUUGUGCCUGAGCCCUUGACUCGAAUAUUCCAAGGAUUUCACAGAGACCAGUUGAUACCCAGCAUAAAGAAGGUGACUUUGAGACUGUUAACAACCCUCGGAUUUCUACAGCAGCAGAAUGUCAUUCAUGCUGACCUCAAACCAGAAAACAUUUUACUCAAAUCAGCCUCUGAUGUGAGCUCUGUGACAGUCAUUGAUUUUGGGAAUGCCAUCCACAACAAUUUUAAGGAGGUUGCCUUGUACUUCAAAGACUUUGAACUACAGACUUUGUUAUACAGAGCCCCAGAGGUUCUCUUUGGGAUUCCCUUUGGUACAGAGAUUGACCUUUGGUCUUUAGGAUGUAUCCUGGCAGAACUGUAUUCUGGAGCACCAUUAUUCCCAGGGACCUCCAAAAUCCCCAUCAUCAAAGAGAUGACCAGACUGUUGGGCCCUUUCCCAAGAGAUGUCUUUCAAAAAGGCAAAUUUUAUGAUGACCUCAAGGGAUACACCAAUGUCUGCGAGCAAAAAGAUGCCUCUGGUGUGCUGUUUAAGAAACUUGGGUGUCAGGACUAUUUGUUCCGAGACUUCCUCUCUGGUCUCCUGAGGUACAGUCCAGCUGAUAGACUGACACCAUUGAAGGCUGCCCAGCAUCCGUUUCUCGCCUCAGAACUACCUAUAGCAUUCCUCCUGCCCUCUACACAAAAUCUCCCAGUUUUAAACUCCUGUCCAAGGAAAGGCUCUCCGUCCGAGUCAGACCCCCUUGAGAUUGAUCAGCUGAAACCAAACCUACUGCACAAAGUCCACAUCCUCAAACCUAUAGACACUGAAGACUUCAAAACUGAGAAGGUUAAAAUGGUCGGCUCAUUUAGACCAAAUCUUCAGAAAAGUGUCUCCCCAAGGGGAACCAAGAGAUAUCAUUCUCUUCCAGAUGUUGAUAGACAACCAAAUAUGGACUUGAAAGUUCCCAGACAUGUAAAAAUUUCACCUUUCCAUUUUUCAAGUGAAAAAAAAUCUAGUCCAAAGGUUUCUCCUAAAGGACGAGCAUCUCAAACUGAUGAAAAACAUUCCAUCUUUGAUAAAUUCCGCGUAAGUUCAGAACAGCCAAAACGGCGUCAUAGCAAGUCACUUGAUGAAGUUGAGCAAAUGUCCAAAAAUGUAACUCCAUGGGAAGAGGAAAGCUCCAGCAGUAAUGACAGGCGAUUAAAAUCACUAAUGCAAGAGAUUUAUGAAGUUCAAGCAAUGGUUGAGAAAGACCUGGAUCAGAGGUCUCGGGGCAGCACUGAUAGCUUAGAGCUGAAGAGGAGGAGAAUUUCUGAUUCCCAGAUAUCAACACAAAGAAGAUCAGGAUCUCAUUCUUCAUUCAGUGAGAUAGAAGGAGUUGAUGCUGACAGAAAGAUGGAGAUAGACAAGAAGGAGUGUCCUCUACCUAGUCACAAAAAUUGUAGAGGGGCAGAAGGUGAUUACUGCUCAUCAAAGUCUAGUGCAAGUAUCAAAAGUUCUUGGCCAUGUGAAACAUUUGACAGUAUUGCUUCUAAGAAAUUAAAGUCCAGAACUCACUCAUGUGGUGCACUGAAGCAAAAUAUGGAGGUUGGCUCCAGAAAAUCUGAUGUGUUAAGUAACAGCAGCAGAAGGUUCCAGAUGGGAGCUCCCCCUAGCCAUUCUGGACUCUGUAGAAUACAGUCCAGCAAAAUAUCAUCCACUUCCUUAAAUUCCACAACAGAUCGCCCAGGUGUGCAACAUCUGCCAUCAGAGACAAUUAACAGGAGAAAUUUACAGCAGGCUUGGGAAGGAAAGGGAAUGAAUGUAAUGGAAAAAGAGAGGUUUGGAAAAGUUCAAUCAAAAGACCACUCAAGAGGAGACAGGAAACGAAGGGACAUCACUCCCAGUCCACAGAAUGAGGCGAGCAGUUCUGAAGAGGAGGAGAGGGACACGAAGAUGUGUAGUAACCCAGAACACCCAACUGACGGAAACACUAAACCAGGAAUAAGUUCUCCAGUCUACGGCAAAAUCAAGGCCAAUAAAUGGAACAGAGACUGGGGUGAUCUGACUGACAGAAACACCAAACCAGGAAUAAGUUCUCCAGCCUACAACAGAUUCAAAACUAAUAAACAGAAAGGAGACCGAGGUGAUCUGACUGACAGAAACACAAAACCAGGAAUAAGUUCCCCAGCCUACGACAGAAUCAAAAUGCAUAAAGGGAACAGAGACUGGAACGAUUUCUACCAAGUUAAAGAUACAAUUAAGUCAAACCACCCCGAGAAUCUUACAAAAAGUAAAAGGAGUUGGUCCACUUCUUUCGAAACCAAUGUUAACAUAGUUAGAGAUGAGAAGAAUGUACAUAAACGUGCUGAAUCACCGAACAAAAAGUUACAUAGCAUUGGCAGUAAAGCAGAUCCCAGAAAAAGACUGAUGUUCUCAAAUGCUCUCCACAUGAAAAAGAAAAAAAAAAGUGAAAGUAAAACAGGUGCUCAACGAGAGAAAUUCUUUGUUGGCGAACCAUUAUUACAAAAGAAAGAGGUUACAAGAACUGAUUCAAAGGAUCCCUUUUAUUUCUCCGAUACAAAAUUAUCAAAUGGUUUGAAGAGCAGAAGUGCCAGUGUUGAGGAGGACGUGGAAACUGUUGACUGUGACUCACCAGGUCCUUUACAGCGAGGACAUGAAGACGUGAUAGGACUCACAAAUCAUCAGGACAGUUUUAACUUGACCAAAACAAAAAAAUUAAACAAAAGACCAAAAUUUUCACUGGAUUGAUAAGUGCAGUUCAUUACCAUGUUAACUCAGGAACAAAUGUAAUUUCACUAUUUAUUAACUCAGGAGCUAUAAUGAUCAUCUUUUAUCUAUAUCCCCUAAAUAUACUGUAAACAUAUUACAUUUGGCUGUGUAUUCUUUUUAGCAUUUUUGGCGGAAAGCAAUAUCCGCUAAUUCAAGUACAACGCUAAAUGACUCUCACAUAUAUCGAAGAAGAUUAUUAAGAUAUGCACUAAAUCAAAUCGACGCGAACUUGUUCAAAAUCCAAUUUCCGCCAAAUAUCUUACGCGCCAAAUAUAGUACAUUUACAGUAUACCAGGUACAUAACUGAAGAAUUCACUUUCACCAGAAUGUAAAGAAUUAUUAUGUUUACAUUUAAUCAUGUCUCAAAUUAUACAAUAGCUUGUAAAUAAAUGAAAUGACAUAACUUUUCAUGGUUAUCAGAAAUUUAUAUCUUUUCAGUGAAUGGCAGUA
Saccostrea cuccullata (small rock oyster) is the source of this 3801-nucleotide messenger RNA. RefSeq names its product probable serine/threonine-protein kinase yakA. The coding region runs from base 103 to 3330 and encodes 1075 amino acids. Gene Ontology annotation, molecular function: transcription coactivator activity; ATP binding; protein serine/threonine kinase activity. Gene Ontology annotation, biological process: peptidyl-threonine phosphorylation; positive regulation of DNA-templated transcription; peptidyl-serine phosphorylation. The record is from RefSeq and is a predicted model, not a curated record. NCBI's taxonomy places the organism in Eukaryota, Metazoa, Mollusca, Bivalvia, Ostreida, Ostreidae. The transcript is spliced from 12 exons. Gene Ontology annotation, cellular component: nucleus.